UGUAGGAGGCGUGUGUUCAUGUUUGUGUGCGUGAGAGAGACAGGAGAACAGCGGGCUAGCCUCGGCGCCACGUGACGUCACGAGCUUCCCCGAAAGUCAAAACAAGCGUUGAUGCGGUAACGGCGCUUCCCCGCUUUGCUCGUCGGAAACCCGUCAAAAGGAAGAUUCCGCCCACGGGAUUUGGAUUGUAAAUAGCGCAAGGACAACCGGUAUAAAACGCUGCGUACUACUAUGAGCGGCAACUAAAGGGAAAUAAGAGCCGGGGCUCCGAGGAUCGCACCUGCUGCUUCAGGCUGAGUCACUGCCGGUGAGGAGAAAGGUCUGGAGAGGGAACAGGAGAGGAAGAGGAGGAGGUGGUGGCAGCAGAGGAGGACAAGAAGAAGUAAAAGAAGCGGAGCGGGAGAAAGAUAAAACACAACAGGAAGCACGACGACAGACACACACACAUCGAGUGUUUGUGUCGGCGAGUGAGAGAGACAGACCGCGUGAACGAGAGGGCGAACAGCAAAGGAAGGAAGGAAGGAAGGGAGGGAGAGUGACGCGAGGCUGGGAGAGCCGCCCCCCCUCCUCCUCCUCCACCACCUCCUCUCCUCUCCUCUCCUCUCCUCUCCUCCCCUCCCUCUCGCUCUCUGUGGAGCAGGCGUGUAGCGGCAACACACUCGGCGUGGAGGAACCAUGAGCGAUGUCACCGUCGUUAGAGAGGGAUGGCUUCAGAAACGGGACUCAGGCGGUGGCCUUGCCGGUCCACAUGUGCCGAAGGGAGGAUGUGAAUACAUAAAGAACUGGCGGCCACGUUACUUCCUGCUAAAGACGGACGGCUCUUUCAUCGGCUACAAGGAGAAACCUCAGGACGCCGACCUCCCCUACCCGCUGAAUAACUUCUCUGUAGCAAAAUGCCAGCUGAUGAAGACGGAGCGACCCAAGCCAAACACCUUCAUCAUACGCUGCCUGCAGUGGACCACCGUCAUUGAGAGGACCUUCCAUGUGGACUCACCUGAUGAGAGGGAUGAGUGGACAGAGGCCAUCCAGAUGGUCGCAGACAAGCUGCAGAGACAAGAGGAGGAGAGGAUCCAGUGUAGCCCCACCUCCAACAUUGACAACAUGGUGGAGGAGGAGAUGGACAUCUCCACCACACACCACAAACGCAAGGUUGUAACAAAUACAAUGAGCGACUUCGAUUACCUGAAGUUGUUAGGAAAAGGAACCUUUGGGAAAGUGAUUCUGGUCCGGGAGAAGGCCAGUGGGAAAUACUACGCCAUGAAGAUUCUGAAAAAAGAAGUUAUCAUCGCCAAGGAUGAAGUAGCGCACACCCUCACAGAAAGCCGAGUACUGAAAAACACCAGACACCCCUUUCUCACCUCAUUGAAGUAUUCAUUCCAGACAAAAGACCGCCUGUGUUUCGUCAUGGAGUACGUUAAUGGAGGAGAGCUGUUUUUCCAUUUGUCCAGAGAGCGGGUGUUCUCCGAGGACCGCACGCGCUUCUACGGCGCCGAGAUCGUGUCGGCCCUCGACUAUCUGCACUCAGCCAAGAUCGUGUACCGGGACCUCAAGCUCGAGAACCUGAUGCUGGAUAAAGACGGCCACAUCAAGAUUACAGACUUCGGCCUCUGCAAAGAAGGCAUCACGGACGCCGCCACCAUGAAGACUUUCUGCGGCACGCCAGAGUACCUUGCACCCGAGGUCCUGGAGGACAACGACUACGGCCGGGCGGUGGACUGGUGGGGUCUGGGAGUGGUGACGUACGAGAUGAUGUGCGGACGGCUGCCCUUCUACAACCAGGACCACGAGAAGCUGUUUGAGCUCAUCCUGAUGGAGGACAUCAAGUUCCCGCGCACCCUUUCAGCCGACGCCAAGUCGCUGCUGUCCGGCCUGCUCAUUAAAGACCCCAACAAAAGACUUGGUGGAGGACCAGAAGAUGCCAAGGAAAUAAUGAGACACACUUUCUUUGCUGGGGUGGACUGGCAGGAUGUGUACGACAAAAAGAUGGUUCCUCCCUUCAAGCCCCAGGUGACGUCAGAGACCGACACUAGGUAUUUUGACGAGGAGUUCACGGCACAAACCAUCACAGUGACGCCGCCUGAGAAAUUCGACGAGGACGGGAUGGACUGUCUGGACAACGAGAGACGGCCGCACUUCCCGCAGUUCUCCUACUCUGCCAGCGGGCGGGAAUGAACUUGUCCCCCAUGGUGACAUCAUCACAGCCGGUCUACGAGCUCAUCAGUGCGGGACGAGGACAGCACAGACCCUACACUUUCGGACUGAACAACCCCCUUUUGUCUCGGGGUCCUGGGGGGGGGGACAACCAUCCUAUUGGUUCAUGAACGGAGCUCAUUAAGGUACGAACGUCCGGUUAGCCGCGAGCGCCAACGCGGGAGGGGACUGCUGUGCUUUGACGCGUCUGCUCGGCCGUCCCGCUCCUGGCUUGUAGAGGCGGACUGCCACCGGCGGUUUUAUCUCAGGCUUCCUGCGCACGCCUCAAUCAUUCCGGGGUCCACCGAGAGGGUCCAGCAGGCCACACGUAGGCAGGAUUCCACUCAGGUUCCACUCGAUGCAAUCCAUUCUCCUCGUUGCUGCUAUUCCAACACCCACCACUAGGGACAGGAACACAACCAGCCCCCCCUUCUCCCCCCUGGCUUUUAACGCCAUCAAUAACAACGCCGACGCUAGCAACGCGUCGCCUGUGCUUGCUAAUGCGGAGCUGCGACACAUCAACAUGGAUUGAAAAGAAGAAAAAAAAAGAUGUCAUGUGUGCGUGUGAGGAGGUUGAAGGCAGCCAAUCAGAGCACAGCAGUCCCCUACAAGUCAGCAGUGACGUUCUCCAAUGUUGUCACCAGGGAAGCUUUACGGACCAUCCAUCAAGGUACUUCUUUAUUCUUGCACUCAUACUUUUUAUAUUUGACUUUUUUUAAUGCCAACACGCUUUGUUAGGGCUGAGAAACAAAACUAAAGAAUGUAGGAGGACAAAACGUGUCGCGUUCCCUCCGCCAAGGAAUUAUUUAUGAUUUAUUUAUUGUCAUCAGCUCGUCUUGUCCACUAGAGGGGGCCCACGAGCACAGGCCUCCACCAAGGUUACUUGAGUGGCCCCAGCUGGUGGCAAAGUGUGAUGAGAACCAUAGAACCAAAAUCGGAGCGACAAAAGCCUCCGUCCUGGCUGCUCAGUACAAUAUGGCUAAGUCAACAAUGAAUGUUUUAAUUCACUUUUAGCUCAACAUCGACCACACUGGACUCUUGCGUUUUAAUACACUUAUGCAAAUUAGCUUUACUGCGCACUCGUCCAGGCUGCGUGAAACCCAAGUCGAGAGUAAUAAUAUCGAGACGAUAUUUUGUUUGUACGUUACCUUCUUUUUACACUUGAAUGGAUGCUCAAUUGGGAAACGUUGCCUGUGACGGCUGCAGUUUGACACUGGAUUGGAUCAUUUUGUCAUUCCAGAAGCAGAAGACCGUGGUGUCAGUUGAGUUGAGGGGGGGGAUAGCGUGUGUUUGGCUUUGGAGCAGGGGCGUCAAACUCGUUUAGCUCAGGGGCCACAUGGAGGAAAAUCCAUUCCAAAGUAAAAUCCUGGCGUGAUAACUUAAAAAUAAAGACAAUUUCAGAUUGUUUUGUUUAAAAAUAGACCAAGUACAUUCUGAAAGUUUUCUAACUUCAUUAGUCGUAUUUUACUCACUGAAUGAAUGUUAUGUUCAUUGAGUCUUAACGUUCUAAAACGCUCCCAUCUAUCAGAACACGGCACCCCAUUGCUAAUGCGACACCUAGUGGACACAUUUAGAACAGCAGUUUAUGUCAACUCGUCUCGCGGGGCCCUACGUUUGACACCCCUGCUCUGUGCACUCCCGUGUCUGCACUUUUAUCCAGAUUUGCACCGACGCGUUAAUGUUACACACAGAAACCAGAUUGAGAUUUAUUUUUAUACUUUACCUGGGAUGUGGCCUUGGUGGAGGUCUUCGUUCUGUGCUCGUGUUACUUUUUGUGUUUUUUUUGUGAGGACCACAGCUGACUGGAGGCGCUGGAGACAGACGUGAAGGUUUGCUAAAACGAUGACAUGAUCAUGAUGCAUCAUUGCAGGCAGGAAGGUGAGCGGCAAGUAGAAAGUCCACUGAAGGUGUUAGGAAGGAAGGAAGGAAAGAAGGAAGCAAGUGAGGUCGGUGUUCAAACAUUCCAGGCAGGAAAGAAAAGACAAGAAGUUUCUGUCUUUAACGCGUCUUCCAGUAGCUUCUACAAAGUGCGUGAUUGUUUUCCAGUCGGACCACCAACAUGUCCCCCGUCGUCUUUUUUGUCUUCACACGCCAGGAAAGCCUUACGGUUUCACUCCAAAUAAGAAAAAAACAUUGAGAUUUUAUGGAGGAGGCAGUUUCAAGUACAGCUGGGGGAUGUGCUCUUAUUUCUUCUUAGACAAAUGUUAUUUAUUCUUCUUCUUCUUUGAAUGUCAUUGAUAACUUGAACUUCUUUUCCAAUUAAUUUAUUCUUUUGUUAGCACCUCCAGGUUGUGUUUGUGCGUUCAUUCUGCAGUCUGAGUUCUCACAGGCGUCUUUUAAAAAGAAAUGCAGCCUCUUUUUUUUGUUUGUUUUGUUGUUGUUCUGGACAGAUUUGUCACAUGACUUGUUUCUACUGCUGCUCUUUUACGUCCAUUAAACUAGCAAAAGUCCA
Messenger RNA from Nerophis lumbriciformis (worm pipefish), 4642 nucleotides. NCBI's taxonomy places the organism in Eukaryota, Metazoa, Chordata, Actinopteri, Syngnathiformes, Syngnathidae. The record is from RefSeq and is a predicted model, not a curated record.